Messenger RNA from Salmo salar (Atlantic salmon), 8445 nucleotides. The record is from RefSeq and is a predicted model, not a curated record. Lineage: Eukaryota; Metazoa; Chordata; Actinopteri; Salmoniformes; Salmonidae.
CUCGAGCAGUCUACCCGUUGUUGAUACAGCGUUAAUCCACAUUGGGAGCGGACAGUUUGAAGACGUGCGACCAGAGACACGGUUUGAGGAAUACUCGGAUUAAUGUCAUUUAUUUUUCGUCUGUCUAUGAGCAAGACCACGACCAAGUAAAUUAUAUUUGACGGAUUUAAACAAGCACGUUUUACUAGUGAGAACUCGAGAACGACCUUCAUUCAGGUUGAGGUGAAGAGACUUGUCAGCACACUUGUUGAUUUGUUAAAUCUUUUUUUGUAUUAUUAGCCAAUAGUCCAAUAGCCUAUAGUUGAAUUGAACAUACAAAAUCGAAUGUAUAAGCCAAAUAUGUAGACACCUUUUAUAUGUAGCCUAUACUUAUUUUUGUCUCAUUUGGAUUUUUGUAGUUUUUUGCCCGUUUUUUUUUUUCGAAAUAAUUCACAUUCCCUGCAACCUACGAUGUUCCCUUGUCCAGUUUAUGUUUUUAAAUAGCCUUCGUUCAGAUUUGCACUAUCCACUAGUUGGGACACAAAACCCACCUGUUGCGUUUCGCGACAAAACUCAUAAAACAGACAUGUCACAGCUUGAGGUCGACAUGGCCGGACUGGGUUUCUCCACACUACCUGCUGGGUUUGACGCCAACUCCUGCUUCCCUGGCCGAAUACCACCAAGGCGAAGGAGACACUCGGCAAACUCCAGGAGAAACUCGUACAGGUUGAGCAAAAUAAAUACCUUGGAUUUGGAGCCUGAAGUUUACGAUGAUGCCCCUCUCUCCAAAACUCACUCCUGGUCUGCUGAUGAUAUUUUAGCAGAAACAGCGGCAGAGGAGAAAAAGGUGGACUCAUCAGUACCAGCCUCACCUGUCUCAAGCCCGGGAACGAGCACGUGCUCACCUGGUACCCAAGCGUCAGACCCCAAACCACCUCAUGAUACCUGGGACGCGCCACAGCCCAGCUCGCAAGCACAGAGCACAAGUUCAGAUUCCGAGGAAGAAAUCACUGACAAAAAGGUCAUUUUAUCUCGAGCUCCAUUUGAAAGCAAACGGGAGCAAGAGGAAAAGGAUGAAAUUGAAACCAAAGCCGUGGCGACGUCACCUGAUGGAAGGUUCCUCAAAUUCAACAUUGAAAUUGGGAGAGGGUCGUUCAAGACGGUGUACAAAGGCCUGGAUACGGAGACAACAGUAGAAGUGGCAUGGUGUGAGCUACAGACGCGGAGGCUGACGAAAGUGGAGCGCCAGCGUUUCAGUGAGGAGGUGGAGAUGCUGAAGGGGCUGCAGCACCCCAAUAUCGUCCGCUUCUACGACUCCUGGAAGGACAACUGCAAGGGCCACAAGUGCAUCCUUCUGGUCACCGAGCUCAUGACGUCAGGCACCCUCAAGACGUACCUGAAGAGGUUCAAGGAGAUGAAGCUGAAGCUGCUGCAGCGCUGGAGCCACCAGAUCCUGAAGGGCCUCCACUUCCUCCACACCCGCACCCCGCCCAUCAUCCACAGGGACCUCAAGUGUGACAACAUCUUCAUCACCGGCCCCACAGGCUCCGUCAAGAUCGGCGAUCUGGGCCUGGCCACACUAAAGAGUGCCUCGUUCGCCAAGAGUGUCAUUGGGACUCCUGAGUUCAUGGCUCCGGAGAUGUACGAGGAGAAGUAUGAUGAGGCGGUGGACGUCUAUGCCUUUGGGAUGUGCAUGCUUGAGAUGACCACGUCUGAGUACCCCUACUCUGAAUGCCAGAACGCUGCUCAGAUCUACCGUAAAGUCACCAGCGGAAUUAAGCCGGACAGCUUCUUCAAAGUAAAAGUCCCUGAGUUGAAAGAGAUCAUAGAGGGAUGCAUCCGCAUAAAUACAGACCAGAGGUACACCAUCCAAGACCUGCUGGAACACACCUUCUUCAAGGAGAACAAUGGCGUCCAUGUUGAGCUGGCGGAGGAGGACGACAUGGUGAAGUCUGGCCUGAAGCUGUGGCUGCGUAUGGACGACACCAAGAAGCUGCAUGGGAAGUACAAGGACAACAACGCCAUCGAGUUCCUGUUUGAACUCUACAAGGAUGUACCCGAGGAGGUGGCCCAGGAGAUGGUGGUGCUGGGCUUCGUCUGUGAGGCAGACUACAAGUUGGUGGCCAAAGCAAUCCGGGACCGCGCCACCGCCAUCAAGCGGCAGCGGGAGAAGCAGCGCCGGAUGGCCGAGGAGGCCUUGCGCCAACAACAGGAAACUGUCAUUGAGGAAAAACCAGAGUCGGCCCCCGAACCAGAACCGCCCACCCCCAAACCUCAAAUAGCCUUUCCCAUCAAACCGCCCAACCCCGCCCCUGUCUCGGCACCCCCUGACCAGACUCCGCCGAGGCCGGUGAUGUCCGUGGCUAACGGCUCGGCGGAUUCGGGGAUAAACGCCAGCUUCACAGCAGAGACGGAGGAGCAGGAGGCAGACCAGCGGCUGCACUACAACAUCAGACACGCCAGCUACUCCUCUGCCACGUGUAUUUAUAUAGCCCUUCUUACAUCAGCUGAUAUCUCAAAGUGCUGUACAGAAACCCAGCCUAAAACCCCAAACAGCAAGCAAUGCAGGUGUAGAAACACAGUUAAUGCCUGUCUGUCUCUUCCCUCCCACUUCCCUUCCUUUAACCAUGAUGUCGCCAUGGCAGCCGACUGCGAGAUGGACGGCUACCUGAGCUCCUCUGGCUUCCAGGAUCCUGGGGAUUCCCCUCUCCAGCCUCCUGUUAACUCCUCCCCUUCCUCCAUCACUCCUGUUCCGUUGCCCCUGGAGAUCCCUCGCAUCGAGGCCCUGGCCAUCAAGGCUCCUCCCCCUGACGCUCCACCAAUCCCGGCUCUCCGCUUCCCCUCGAGUAUCGCUGUGUCCAACACUAUCAUGCCCCAGUCAGGAAACGCCAGUGGUUUCUCUUCUCCUGUUGACAGAGCGAGAGUGGAGCGAGAGGUAUCAGAGCACUUCCUUCCCUUCAGCUAUGCCUCUGAUGUGACAUCAGGCUUGAGUGAUGGCAAUGAGGGCCUAUCAGAAAAGAGUGCCAACAAACGUACCGGUACCAAGCUCUUCAGGAGUAGAGCCCGCUCACGCUUACGAAUCACUGGGUUGUCUGACAAGGUGGACCGUGUGGUGGAGUGUCAGCUCCAGACUCACAACAGUAAGAUGGUGACCUUUAAGUUUGAUCUGGACGGAGACAACCCGGAGGACAUUGCUGCUGUCAUGGUCCACAAUGAGUUCAUCCUUCCCUCUGAGCAGGAGGGCUUCAUCUACCGCAUGCGUGACAUCAUCAAGCGUGCAGAGGCCCUGAUGAGGAGGGGCGAGCCCCUGAGUCUGGGGGAUGCUGCCCACCAGCUCUACCCCUACCUCAGCGAAGUGGGCACCCUGUCCGCCUCGCAGCCGAACUUACACGCGCAUGGACUGGAACGGACACAUUCCUCUUCGUCUUUGCCCGACUUUGCUGAGGGCAGCGUUGCUCAGCUCCGAGGCUCGUCUCCUGUGGCGCCUGUUGGAGACUUCUACAUCGACCCAAAGGCAGUCCCUUCUGUUCGUCCCCUCCGCUCUCAGUCCUUCCAGACCACGUCAAGUUCUUCCCAGACCUUCCACCCGCCUGCUUCCCAUUACCCCCAGUAUUCCCACCCCGAGGCCGUGCCCCCCCGUGAUGCCCCUCAAUCAGCUGCCUCACCUGCCCCAGCAGUACCCCAAGCCCCCCAAUGUCCCCAACACCCACUUCCCCUUCCCUUACCCUGUCACCCAGAACUCCUCAAAGCCCGCCGGCGCCCCCUUCACCCCCGAGACCCUCCACCGGGUCCUAAGCAACUCCAACCUCUCCUCCUCUUCCCCAUCCCCUUCCUCCUCCCCGGCCAAGCCGGCCACCCCAGGGCAGCAGCAGAGGGUACCCCUCCAGCCCAACAGCAGCAGAACCCAGGCAUGUGGCCCCCAAACAGCCACAACCAGCCCCUCUUUUCCCUGGCCAACGUGUUGUCCCUGGCCAUGAGCGUGGCCCAGUCCUUCAUGCCCCCCACCUCCAUGCCCAGCGGUCUGAACCCAGCCCAGUCUGGCUCCUACCACCCCUCCAUGUUUGGCCCUCCCCAGCUGAUGCCAGGGGAGGGCCCCUACCAACCCCAGGGCAAGAUAACAGCAGGCCAGUAUCUGGACAUGUGCCAGCAGUAUGCAGACACCCAGGCUCUGCACCAACAGAGCCUGUUGAAAGCCAACGUAGCCCCAGGGUCACCCCAGCUUGGCGGGCUAGUGGAUGGGACUGCUUUCAGGCAAGCUGGCUCCAGCCUCUCUCCUCCAGGAUCCAGGGCGAGUCCCCAGAUGUAUUGCCAGCUGGGGCCCAGGGUGGGGUUCCAGGAGCAGACAGACAGCUCAGCCUCCACCUCUAUCACCAGCUCCCCCUCCUCCUCAGCUCCAGCCAGCCCACAGAGCACCGUGUCUUCACCCAGGCUAAGAACCUCUUCACCCCUGGUGGUGUCAGAGUCAGGAGCAAACGCUGCCAAAAACAGACUGUCACCUAUCUCUGAGGAGAAAAAGCCUACAGUUACCGUCGGCCGUUUCCAGGUCACACCCAGCAGAGAGAUCCCUGCAGCCUCCGCUAGACCUGCCCAGGAUCCUCCCCAAACCCACCCACAACACCAAACCCCGCCCACAGUCACCGUUAGCACUAGCCCUUCCUUCCGGGAAAGUGAAUCUGAUACCAGCACUGAGGAGCAGGGGGGCGAAUCAGAAAGCAGCAUUAGCACUGUAACCGUGUCCCCUCCCCAGCGAUCCCCCGGCGGGCCCCUGUGUAACCUAGACAUCGCCCACUCCUUGCCUGGAGGCCCUAAGCAGACAGAGCAGGAGGACCAGCAGGAGAGUGAGGAGGAGCCAGACAAGGAGCCAGACAAGGAGCAAAAGGAGGGAGAGGAGGAGGAGGAGCUGAGGAGAAGGGGGGGCCGGAGGCUGAGCCUGAGCCUGUGGGAGGGUACGGCGGGGAGCCCCCAGUUCAGCGGGAGCAACCUGAACCAGCCCUGGAUGAGCUACACACGCAGCGCCUCGUAUGUCAGCAGUGACGAGACAGAGAGUGAAGACGAGGAUAUGUGCGAAGAGCUACAGGAACUCAGGGACAGGCACCUGUCAGAGGUGCAGGCCCUCCAGCUCACUCAGAAGAGAGAGAUUGAGGCGCUGUAUGAGCGGAUGGGAAAGGUGCCUCCCCCUGGCAUCAUGUCCCCCGCCGCCAUGCUCAACAACCGCCAGAGGCGCCUCUCCAAGAGCGGUAACUACCCCGGCUCGCGUAGGAACAGCCUGCAGAGACUGGAUAUACUGCCCCCUGCAGGGAUCAUGCGUAAAAACUCAGUCAAUGGCAGCAGCAGUGGCUCUCAGGAGAGGUCCAGUAAAGGGGUGACCUUUGCCCCCGACUACAACCGGAUGUGAGACGCGUCUCCCUGUGUGAUCCGGAGGACUGGGGGUUGGGGCAGGUGAUACUGUGGCCAGCCGCCUCCCCUCCCAACCAGGAAGAGAGGGAGCCCAAUGAUGACCAAUAAGUUGCCAAGCCCAGUGCUGAACAGAUAGCUCCCAGCCUGAGCCUUGGGAUGGGGAAACCGGAUGGCCAGAAGACAUGGGCCUUUUCUCAAUUGGAUUUGCUCAACUCCUGCGUCCUCUUUCCUCUGUCCUCUCUACGCUGUCUUCUCUCGCCUCCUUUUGAAAAAGGUCAUUGAGGAGAGGUUGCAAGGAGAGUGAACGAGGACGAAAAUGCGCUUGUAAGAAAUUAGACUUCUCCACUCAGGCAAAUGACGUUUACAGGGGUGGAUCCCAAAAUAAAUGUGUAGAGUGAUAAAAACAAAUGAAGUUAGUUGUUCAAGACAUUUUAUAGAUACAACUAUAAGUAGCAUAUUGUUUGUAAACAUGUGCAUGCUUUUCUCCAUCAAAAAACAAAAGCUGAUUCAAAGGGGGUGUGGCAGAUUUCUAAAUUCUUCCGUGAAGGACUCAGGUAGGACACACAUGACUAUCAUCUAUGGAAGAUGGCUAACAAGGAGGAAGAACACUUCUGUUCGCCUCGAACACUUAUCAGUUUCUGAGUCACGGAGGAGAUAGGACGAAGGAGAGGUUGGAGGACAGACUUUUUCCCAAAUGAGAAAAGGCCAUGGUCAUCCACACAAUGGGCCUCACUAAACACUCCUCCUAACGGCGAUAGAUAAGGAUCCCAUUGUCAGAGCACCAAAGCACCCUAUCUGCCAUCUGGUUCAUGUGCAAUACCAUGAGUUAGUAUUGCGACACCAAUCCAAGGAAGUCCCCUCCCGAUCUUAAGGAUGCUAAGCUUAUAUAGCUGUGUGUAGCGUCAGGUCAAAUGGAAAGUGAGGAUAGGAAGGCUAAAGGUGUGUGUUUCUACGUGUGCACUUAUGCGGAUGCUGCCUGUGCUAGCCCUGGAAAACACACGUCCCAGAAGCCCUGCUCUCUCCUGCACUUCGGUUUCCAACUGCUGCAAGCAGGAACUCCUCUUACUACAAUAUGACCCUAUUCAAUCCGAAGUGCUGAAGAUCUGCUUAAUGUUGCGAUUGACAACUAAAGGCAAUGUUCCUGCGGUCGCAGAGACUGUAUUCACGGUAAACGCUGCAUAUGUCUGCUCAAUCGGAAAAAAACGUAACAUUUUUACGCGGGUCAUCCGCAAUACUUUGGCGAUAUGGAUUGAAUCCAGACCAAGCUAAACAGCGUUUUACUGUCCAGAUGUUAUGAAUCAAGAGAUAAGAUAGCUUUAGCAGGAUGAGAUGUAAUCAUUGCCUUCAAAACAGUGUAUUUGUAGGGUUUAUAAUAUUGUGAAAGGAAUGGGAUGAACAAAUAUGCAUCUAUCUAAUGUAUUGACCGGCAAGUCAGCAGUUUUCCAUUUUGCAGCUCCGCUUACUUGGUCUGCUGGGCGAACUAAAUCAAGUACACCUAAAUAAGAGUCAAUCCAAGCCGCCUGCAAGUAUCAGCAAAACAUCAGAGCUGUCUUUGGUGUAAACAAAUGUUCAUGAGGCAACACAAAUCACACAUGGUGCAUGAAAAACUAAAUGUCACUUUAUUGAACGUACACUGAACACAAAUAUAAACACAACAUGUAAAGUGUUUGUCCCAUGUUUCAUGAGCUGAAGUAAAAGAUCCCAGAAAUGUUCCAUAUGCACAAAAAGCUUAGUUCUCUAAAAUUACAUUUGUUUAGAUCCCGGUUAGUGAGCAUUUCUCCUUUGCCAAAAUAAUCAAUCCUCCUGACCGGUGUGGCAUAUCAAGAAGCUGAUUAAACAGCAUGAUCAUUACACAGGUGCGCCUUGUGCUGGGAACAAUACAAGGUCACUCUAAAAUGUGCAGUUUGUCACACAACACAAUGCCACAGAUGUCUCAAGUUUUGAGGGCAUGUGCAAUUGGCAUGCUGGCUGCAGGAAUAUCCACCAGACCUGUUGCCAGAGAAUUUAACGUUAAUUUCUCUGCCAUAAACCGACUCCAACUUCGUUUUAGAGAAUUUGGCAGUACAUCCAACCAACCUCCCAACCACAUACCACGUUUAUGGCAUCAUGUGGGCGAGUGGUUUGCUGAUUACAACGUUGUGAACAGAGUGCCCCAUGGUGGCGGUUGGGUUAUGUUAUGGGCAGGCAUAAGCUACGGACAACGAACACAAUUGCAUUUUAUCAAUGGCAAUUUGAAUGCACAGAAAUACCGUGACGAGAUUGUGAGGCCCAUUGCGAGACCCAUUUUUUGUUAAGGUAUCUGUGACCAACAGAUGCAUAUCUGUAUUCCCUGUCAUAUGAAAUCCAAAGAUUAGGGCAUAAUGAAUUUAUUUCAUUUGACUGAUUUCCUUAUAUGAACUGUAACUCAGUAAAAUCUUUGAAAUUGUUGCACGUUACAUUUAUAUUUUUGUUCAGUAUACAAACACUCCAGGUCUUAUAAUAUACUACACGUUGUUAAUUUGUUACUCUCUCUAUGGCCUAGUAGUAAAGAUACUGGGUGUCACUUAUCAGCCUUCAUUUUUUAAGCAUAGAGUGGACGCUUAUGCUUUAAAACGCAUUUUAUCUUCUUAAUCUAUGGAUUGAUACAAUGCACUUUCCAUAGGGGUCGUUCACUAUUGGUAUUGAACAAUUGCGUCCCUAUAAAUAAUAGCGGGGUAAAGAUGUAUAGUUAUAUAUUUUAAAUUGUAUGCGUGCCUAUGCAUUUAGGGUUGGUAAUUAUUUGAUUAAUGACAAAGAACUGAAGCUGUGAAGAAUUCUGAGCUAUUUGCCUUAAAGUAUGCACAUGGGGAACGAUUGUAGUAGAACACAUUAAAUAUAUUACUCAGAUUGUGUUCUUCUAAAUCAAGACAUCAACAGUAAAUAUACAAUAUAUAUUUAGAUGUCAUGAGCUCUAUUUUGUUGUCAAUCAUGUUUCUAGAAAACAUACUGCCAUGCAGAUUCUGUGCCUUUACCAUUUUUUUUACCUUCCAAGCGUGAUUGUUUCCUAAAUCAUAUUUGUAAAUAUUGCUAAUAAAUGACUAUUCAACAUCA